Messenger RNA from Monoraphidium neglectum, 735 nucleotides. RefSeq names its product 60S ribosomal protein L9. The transcript is spliced from 4 exons. Bases 1 to 735 code for a protein of 244 amino acids. NCBI's taxonomy places the organism in Eukaryota, Viridiplantae, Chlorophyta, Chlorophyceae, Sphaeropleales, Selenastraceae. Gene Ontology annotation, biological process: cytoplasmic translation. Gene Ontology annotation, cellular component: cytosolic large ribosomal subunit; ribosome. Gene Ontology annotation, molecular function: rRNA binding; structural constituent of ribosome. The record is from RefSeq and is a predicted model, not a curated record.
AUGGCGGCUGUAUGGAGUGAGCUUCACCUCAAUGCUUGUUUAGCCUGGCGAGCAGCUCAGUUGGCGGCAGCUGACAUUGACCAGCGAAGCACGGCGCAGCGCGGCGGCCCCUGCGGCAGCGCCAGCAGUGGCGGCAGCGGCCGCCGCAGCAGCAAUGGCAACAGCAGCAGCACCGGCAACAGCAGCAAUGCAGGAGCAGGAGGGAUCGAGAUCGAGGUCAAGGGCCGCCGCGUGCGCGUCAAGGGCCCCCGCGGCGUGCUGCACCGCGAUUUCCGGCACCUGGCGGUCGACAUGUUCCUGGUUGAGGAGGAGGGCGAGAAGAAGCUCAACGUGGACUGCCACUUCGGCAAGAAGAAGCGCCUGGCAGCGAUCCGCACCGCCGUCAGCCACGUGCAGAACAUGAUCACGGGCGUGACCAAGGGCUUUGAGUACAAGAUGCGCCUCGUGUACGCGCAUUUCCCCAUCAACGCCAACAUCGAGAACAAGGGCACGAUCAUCGAGCUGCGCAACUUCCUCGGGGAGAAGCGCGUGCGCGUGGUGAACAUGCUGCCCGGCGUGACGAUCGAGCGGUCGACCGGCGUGAAGGACGAGCUCGUGCUCACGGGCAACGACAUCGAGAACGUCAGCCGCAGCGCCGCGCUCAUCCACCAGGUGUGCCUGGUCAAGAACAAGGACAUCCGCAAGUUCCUGGACGGCGUCUACGUCAGCGAGAGGGGCCUCAUCACCAAGGAGUGA